GGUUUGGGGGCAAAUAAGGAGCCGAGGACUAUACUGGGGGGCACCGGACUGUACUGGGGGGGCAACAGCGCUCGGGAUCUGAACUCAGUGGGGGAGAAAGAGCCCAAGUGCCCCCCACUCUGCGCCUAUGUCCUACCGACCCCCAUCAUGUCCCACCGGAGAACUUCCCUGCCCUGUAUCCCCCGAGAUCAGCUAAUGGGCCAUUCAGAAUGGGAACACAAGCACGGAUCCAGAGGCUCCCAGUCUUCGGGGACCAGUAUCACUGUAGACAUCGCUGUUAUGGGGGAAGCUCACGGGCUCAUCACAGAUCUUCUAGCCGACCCCUCGUUACCCCCCCACGUGUGCACUUCUCUACGGGCCGUCAGUAACCUGCUCAGCACCCAACUCACCUUCCAGCCCAUCCACAAGCCCAGGCUCAGCCCAGUCGUCUCCUUCAAUGACAACUACACGUGUUCUGACUCCGAGGAAGGGUCUGAGAAAGGAGAGAAGAUGACUAUACCCAAGCGCUUACGGAGAAGUCUUCCGACCGGCUUAUUGCGGAGAGUCUCGUCCACAUGGACAACGACGACGUCUGCCACCGGAAUGCCCACCCUGGAACCUGCCCCGGUGAGGAGGGACCGCAGUGGCAGCAUCAAACCCCUAGACCCGUCAUUAUCAAGCAGUAACCCCGACUCCUGGCACAACUCCCUGUUGCUGAAAAGUCGCCCCUUCUCUCCGUCUCUUGUCAUUUCUAACACAAACCAUGUGAAUCCAAAAAGGAGGCAGGGUAUCCCUCCCAACAUUUCCCCCCUCACGUCUCCGUGCCAGUCUCCAAUCCAGGGCACGCCGGCCGCCAGCCCUACGGUUAAAACGGUGCCGGUGCAGUUCUCUGAUUGUUCUGAGCUGAACCGACUGGGACCCAAUCCCCAUAAGGUACUGACUUCAUCCAAGAGUGCGCCGGAGAUUCCCGAACCAUUCCAGGGUCCCACCCUUGUGUGCACUAGCUGUGGGCGGUCCUACAGUCUUGUGAAUCCCAGUGAUGGCGCAUUGGAUCCCAGCGAGGUGCCGCAUUCCCAGCACAGAACAGAUGAUCCAACUCACACAACUUCUGACUACGACAGCACCCACGAAACCAACAACAGCGACAGCAGCGACAUCCUUCAGAACGACGACGAGGGAGAUUGCGCCAAGGAUCUAACGGCGUCCAGAAAAAGCUCAGAUUCAACGUCGUUCCAACCCGAAGCCAUCGCCCUCCACCCAUUGAUACACUCGGAGGAAAAAGCCAUUGUGGCUCCGGAACCUCUACUCAUGGAAGAUCUAGAUCCACUCAUGGGAGAGAUCAACAACUGGAACUUUCCCAUCUUUGACUUAGUGGAGAAGACGGGGCAGAAAUGUGGCCGAAUUCUCAGUCAGGUGUCGUACCGACUCUUCGAGGAUAUGGGUCUGUUGGAAACAUUUAAGAUCCCGUUGAGAGAAUUCAUGAACUAUUUCCAUGCGCUGGAGAGCGGAUACCGGGAUAUUCCAUAUCACAAUCGGAUUCACGCUACAGACGUGUUACACGCGGUGUGGUACCUCAGUACUCAGGCCAUCCCGGGGCUCCACAAUGCAGUCAGUGAGCAGGGUUCAGCCAGUGACUCAGACUCCGACAGCGGAAUCACUCACGGCCACAUGGGCUACGUCUUCUCCAAGAUGUACAAUCCUUCUGAUGAUACAUACGGGUGUCUGUCCGGGAACAUUCCCUCUCUGGAGCUCAUGGCCCUGUAUGUGGCUGCGGCGAUGCACGACUACGAUCAUCCGGGGAGAACCAACGCAUUUCUAGUUGCCACUAACGCACCCCAGGCAGUCCUGUACAAUGACCGCUCUGUUCUGGAGAACCAUCACGCAGCUGCUGCCUGGAAUCUGUUCCUGUCGAGGCCUGAGUACAAUUUCUUAGUAAAUCUGGACCACAUGGAAUUCAAGCGGUUUCGCUUUCUAGUGAUUGAAGCCAUCUUGGCCACAGACCUGAAAAAGCACUUUGAUUUUCUGGCAGAAUUCAAUGCCAAAGUGAAUGAGGAGGUGGGUCCAGGAAUUGACUGGUCCAAUGAGAAUGACCGUCUGCUGGUUUGCCAGAUGUGCAUUAAGUUAGCCGAUAUCAAUGGGCCGGCCAAGUGCAAAGAUCUGCAUCUCAAGUGGACAGAAGGAAUCGUCAAUGAGUUUUAUGAACAGGGCGACGAGGAAUCCAGCCUUGGGCUUCCCAUAAGCCCCUUUAUGGAUCGCUCAGCCCCCCAACUUGCCAAACUACAGGAAUCUUUCAUAACUCACAUAGUGGGACCCCUGUGCCAUUCCUACGACUCAGCCGGACUGAUUCCCGGGAAAUGGCUGGACGAGAGCGACGAUUCUGAAGACACAGAUGAUCAGGAAGAUGAAGACACCACCGAGGAAGAGUCGUCUGAACCCUCAGAGUCUUUAGCAAGUAUGUCAUCUCAGAUCUUCUGUUGUUUGAAAGAUGCCUUAUGGGGGAGUAAUUCAGGGAAGGAAAAGAAGAAGUGCAAGCAGAAAAUUUACUGCCACAUCACUCACCAUUUAAUGGAAAACCAUAAAAUGUGGAAAAAAGUAAUUGAGGAAGAGCAACGGGAGGACGCGCUGAAGAACGAGCCGUCCAAUUUGCCCAAAAGUUCAGAACAAAUCCAGGCCAUCAGGGAGGAGGAAGAGGAGAAGGGGAACCCUAAAAGGGAGAAUUCAGAUGAUGAAUGAAGAGGAUCAUGACUUGGUCAGGUUGAUACAUAGAAGCCAGCACAAUAUUUAGACACAACACUGUAGAACCAUGGGAGCAACUCGACAUGUUCCACUUCCUCCAUGAACUGAGACUUUGCUGCUCAGAGACAUUGGCACCUAAGCCUGGUUUCUUCAUCAUCACCGUCGUCAUCAUCAUCAUCAUGGAAGCCAGUAUUACAGCAGCACAAAAAUAUAUAGAGAGAUUUUAAACACGGAUAUAAAUAUAUAUAUAUGUAUAAUGGUCACUGUGAUACUGUGAUACAAAAUUACCAUGGUUUUGCCAGGUACCGAAUGAAACGGGGGGCGCUUGGAAUUCUGUGGGACACGGGUUGGAAAAGCUUUAUCAGAAUUUCAUGUAUCCUGCCGACACUUCUGUUUGUGUUUAAUAUAUUCCGGACUUUUUGGUACUGAGCGGACCCCUCCAGAGCCCUUGAACUCGCAGCACGUUGCACGUGAACAAACCGCACGCGCAGGAGGAGGAGUUUCUUCUUCACGUUUCUGCCGUGAGCCAAACGUCUAUUUAAGAGCUGCCAUUCACUUUCCAUAUUUUAUUUCACAGUCGUGUGUUUCGCUGUAUAUAGAGGAGAGAUUUUUAUUGGUUCCUGUAGAUAGGAGACUCUUUUGUAAGAAAACACCCAACUUUUUUUGUAUAGAUAUUUUUUUGGAAUCACCAGUUUUCUACGAGCGUGCAGUCAUGCAAAGAGUGAGGGGGAACGAAAUGUGUGGGAAGCCGAGUUCCCACCCAAAAAGCCAUGGAGAAAAGACGCCAAACGUCCCAGGGAUUUAUUUCUGUUUGUGUCAAGAACUUUCUCCUGUUGUUGAAAUUGAACCUUCAUGGGGGUAUUGAUGCAACGGCGCUGAAAUUGUGGGGUCCUUCUUCUGGAAGGGAAGCUGUGCGCCAGGGAUACAAUGUAUCAGGAGUGACAAUCAUCUGUAUCAUGUGAUUAUUAGGGACCAGUAACAUCUCCGGGAUCAAUCUUGUCUUCCUGUUGUUAUGCUACACUGUAGAACACCAUUGUUACCUUAAGACAAUAGGCAAUUCAGUGGACUGAGCGAUGGGAGUGAGCAGGUUUGUUGGGUAUUCGAUGGGUGCCACUAUGACCCCAUCAGUGGAAAAGAAACAUCAUGAUGAAGAGACACGGCACUUGGUCACGUAAUUUCACCUUCGGGGUAGAGAAAGCAAUGGGUAUCUCCUAACUUAGAUAAAACCAAAACAGAAAAGAAAUUGCUUGGGAGGGAGUGACUUGAUGGUAUCAUCAUCAUCAUCAUUGAGGUUGUCCCUCAAGGGUUUUGGUCUGUGACCCAUUAUUGGUUCAGUAGCUGCCAGGAUCACACAUCUGCAAAGUAUAAGUUGGGGGUUAUUCUGCUGCCCAAAUAAAGUGCCAAGAGUGAGAGUGGUUUCCCUCCAGCCCAAAUGUGCCCUGAUUAUGAGCCCACCCUAAGGCUCCCACAUGGGUCUGUGGAGCUCGAGACCUCCAAGUCCUUGUGUCCAACUCUUGAGCACAAGUUGUCUAUUGUUUUUUUUCAUGAUUUCUACCUGGAAAGAUACGGGUCCAAAGCUCCUCCAUGUUUGGUGCAACUUUCUCCUGCUACAAGUUAUUCCUCCAGUGCUCCUCCCCCACUUGCGCUUAUUACCCACCAACCCUUGCACAACCUUCCCCUCGUAGCAUUGCAGACGUGCCGCUGGUUUGCACCCAUUGCACAUAAUUUUAUCACGUUCAGCGCAAACCCCCCAAAUUCUAGCUAUUCUAUAAUAAUCACAAUGGAGCAACUGCAGACACUGUCACUUUAAGAACAUACAGUGCCAUAAAGUGAAGUCACCGGGAUAUGAGAGUCAUUGUCCAUCCAGAACCAAAAAUGUGUUGCCCCUCCAAUCAGUGAUGUUGCCCCACUUAUCCCCAGUAUUGGUCGGUAAAUAAGUGCUCCGCCUCUUUCCCAUUAUUGACAUCAUUUCCCGCUAUGAGCAGAUAAACCCCCUAUAUAAACAUAUGUGGGACCCUAUUGGGUUUAUAUUGAGAUAUUGACAGAACCAGUCGUGGGGGCAGGGGGAAUUGUAAAGACAAAUCCCGUAUGAUCAGCACGGGAAUAUCAACGAUGACAUCACAGGGUGGGAUUCACUGAUUGGUGGGAUGUUGUCGAUAUGUUGGUUGGUUUCUCCUAUAAAAUAAUUGACCCCCACCACUAGCAGAUUCCAUGCCCCCCCUGGCGCUGAUCCACUGGGUCCUGUGCUCUCUCAACUCACUCUGUCUCCUGAUGUAACAAAAAAUAAAGAGAAGUGCAAUAAUUUGGACAUUU
Molecule: messenger RNA, 5028 nt
Organism: Xenopus laevis (African clawed frog)
Lineage: Eukaryota; Metazoa; Chordata; Amphibia; Anura; Pipidae
Product: cGMP-inhibited 3',5'-cyclic phosphodiesterase A
Exons: 16
Coding region: 148-2712 (854 amino acids)
Source: RefSeq, a predicted model, not a curated record